AAAUAGAAUAUUGGGCAGCUGUUAUUUUACAUUAACUUUUUUUUGCAGGAAAUAAAAUGCAGUCGUAACUGGGACUUGACGUAUGAUCGUAGACGAGCAAAACAGUGUAUUUCCCUAGGAUUGCAGGCAGGAUAGUUAAUAACUCGGAUUGAGGUUGAGAUUGUUGAGCAUUCAUGUGUGAGUAUAGUCCUACCUCGAAUAUGAUCAUAGAGAGUUAUGAAUAUAAAAGAGAACUUGGGGUCAAUACCUAACAGUUUAACAUAUGACUUAAAACACAGAAUGACUGGAUAAAUUUUCAGACAGGACACAGUCAGGAGCAGCAGGUGGGAUCCAUGGCAGUCCCAAACUGAUGUUACCCUUUAGAGAUUCCUCCUUUAUAGAUUCUGGUGUAUAAACUGGCACAAAAUUAGGCAGGUUUUCGGAAUCAAACAAGCCUAACUUGACCCAAUCCAACCCAAAGCAACAAAGUUCAAGUGCAAUAUGAGAAGGCUAAAGAAACUCCCUAUACCAAACUCCGCUGCCAAACCCUUGUGAUCGUCAUUCCAUACAUAAACCCAACACUUGCAUUCAUUUCCUUAAAGAAGAGCUGAUUAGCCAUAAAAAACAAAAUAACUAAAAAUUCGACAAAUGAGAUCAGCAAUGGAGACCAUCAAGCCGUACUUCUUGAUGACUUCAAAUCAGCUCAUCCUCGCUGCCUACAUAUCACUGGUAUCCGUUGUCGUUGAUCCCAGAAAAGGCAUCAGUUCCACUAUACUUGUCCUUUACGAGCACUUCAUCUCUGUACUACUCCUUGCUUCCCUUGCAUUCCACUUUGAACGGGGGAAAAGGCCAGAACUUACAUGUAGUGUAGUCUUUUGGGCCUUCUUGAUCGGGUUCUUACAGGUACCGGUAGGGCAGUUGUUGAUGACGUCUAGCCACAGAUACAUUACACCAAAUUUCCAGAGUGUGGCUCUUCUCAUAAUUCCAGUGGUGGUCUUCCUCAUUGCAGUUAUUUCUCGACAAGAGAAAUUUCAGUUUUGCAAGUUUUAUCACCAAGCAAAGUUAUGGGGGGUCCUUAUGUCAGGUGCUGGAGCUUUUAUGAUGGUGUUGUUAUCAAACCCAGAGCAUCCAAUAUUGGACAGGAUAAUUGGUCAUCCAACAACAGAAGUUCGAUAUGUUGGCUAUGUCAUGGUUGGAACUGCAGUACUUAGCUUGGCAACUAGCAAUGUUUUGAUGGAAAAUGUAGCUGUGAAGUAUCCAGCAUAUCUUACCUUGACCACUAUGGCAAAUAUCUCUGGCACCCUUCAAACUGCAGCUAUAGCGGUUUUAACAGAAAGAAGACCUUCCUCUUGGAGGAUAAGGUGGUCUGGGAACCUCCAGCUCCUUGCCAUUCUAUAUGGGGGAAUGAUGGUCAGUGGGUUGGCAUUCUACAUGCAAGUUUGGUGCUUACACAAAAAAGGCGCCGUCUUUGCGACCGGAUUUUGCCCCUUGCUCAUCAUCUUCUCAUUCAUUCUCGAGACUUACUUUCAAUUUCAUCAUGAUUCAUGUCAAUUUAUAUGCAGCAUUCUUGGAGCCAUACUUGUCAUUGGAGGCCUUUAUCUCUUUCUAUGGGCAAAAUCAAAAGAUAUUUCACUCAGAAGGAUUGCCAUGGGAGGCCAUAUACAUUCAAUUGGAGACUCAAGCUCAGAGCAGUUACUACCAAGCAAAGCUUAG
Asparagus officinalis (garden asparagus) is the source of this 1692-nucleotide messenger RNA. RefSeq names its product WAT1-related protein At5g07050-like. Lineage: Eukaryota; Viridiplantae; Streptophyta; Magnoliopsida; Asparagales; Asparagaceae. Gene Ontology annotation, molecular function: transmembrane transporter activity. The record is from RefSeq and is a predicted model, not a curated record. Bases 640 to 1692 code for a protein of 350 amino acids. Gene Ontology annotation, cellular component: plasma membrane. The transcript has 6 exons.